CUGCUUUGGAAGCCCCAGAAUAGGUUCGAUAUUUCCCACGUCCCCACACUUCAACUCCCCCCUGCCACUGAACCUAUGCUCCGUCCUCGAACUAGCCUAUCCAUGCCCGCAGUGAUCUCAGCAACCAAACUGUCGGCUCGUAUCUUUACUUUGUUUCCAACUACUUCCUCCGCCACUGAAGCCAGCCUUCAACUUCUCUACCCCCCUCCUUAUGCCGUCGGCACUCUUCGCACUCGCCAUCUUCAUACCUUAUACUCGCUUCGCCGUCUGGGCACUCCACGUUUGUUCCGCCCGGGCCCAAUAUCGUUAUGCCUUUGCCGCAGUUUCUGACGGUGUAGAAGGUGGUAUUGCCGCAUCUAGUACAUCUUUCAUAUAUCUUGAGGCACAUUGUGGUUGAUAGAAUGCGUGGGUGCUCGAUAAAAAUAAUGCUGCCAGGGGUGUGGUGGAUCUGUCGAACAAUUCUGCUUUGGGGGAAGGCUAGAUAUGAGCUGUCAGAAGUGACGUUUACCAAUCCAAAGGGAGGGCGUGAAUAUAGAUACCGAGAGACGGC
This is a messenger RNA of Trematosphaeria pertusa, 550 nucleotides long. RefSeq lists its product as uncharacterized. Bases 212 to 397 code for a protein of 61 amino acids. Lineage: Eukaryota; Fungi; Ascomycota; Dothideomycetes; Pleosporales; Trematosphaeriaceae. The record is from RefSeq and is a predicted model, not a curated record. The transcript has a single exon.